Messenger RNA from Pongo pygmaeus (Bornean orangutan), 3002 nucleotides. It is a transcript of the gene TERF2, whose product is annotated as telomeric repeat binding factor 2. Gene Ontology annotation, biological process: telomeric D-loop disassembly; negative regulation of telomere maintenance via recombination; protection from non-homologous end joining at telomere. Gene Ontology annotation, molecular function: G-rich strand telomeric DNA binding; telomerase activity; double-stranded telomeric DNA binding. NCBI's taxonomy places the organism in Eukaryota, Metazoa, Chordata, Mammalia, Primates, Hominidae. Bases 37 to 1665 code for a protein of 542 amino acids. Gene Ontology annotation, cellular component: nucleus; shelterin complex; chromosome, telomeric region. The record is from RefSeq and is a predicted model, not a curated record. The transcript has 10 exons.
AGAAGCCCGCGGGCGGCUCGGAACGCUGUUUCUAUCAUGGCCGCGGGAGCCGGGACGGCGGGCCCCGCUUCCGGCCCGGGCGUCGUGCGUGACCCAGCGGCGUCACAGCCGAGGAAGCGGCCCGGCCGGGAGGGCGGGGAGGGCGCGCGGCGAUCGGACGCGAUGGCGGGAGGAGGCGGGAGUAGCGACGGCAGCGGGCGGGCAGCUGGCAGGCGGGCGUCCCGCAGUAGCGGGCGGGCCCGGCGGGGGCGCCACGAGCCGGGGCUGGGGGGCCCGGCGGAGCGCGGCGCGGGGGAGGCACGGCUGGAAGAGGCAGUCAAUCGCUGGGUGCUCAAGUUCUACUUCCACGAGGCGCUGCGGGCCUUUCGGGGUAGCCGGUACGGGGACUUCAGACAGAUCCGGGACAUCAUGCAGGCUUUGCUUGUCAGGCCCUUGGGGAAGGAGCACACCGUGUCCCGAUUGCUGCGGGUUAUGCAGUGUCUGUCGCGCAUUGAAGAAGGGGAAAAUUUAGACUGUUCCUUUGAUAUGGAGGCUGAGCUCACACCACUGGAAUCAGCUAUCAAUGUGCUGGAGAUGAUUAAAACGGAAUUUACACUGACAGAAGCAGUGGUCGAAUCCAGUAGAAAACUGGUCAAGGAAGCUGCUGUCAUUAUUUGUAUCAAAAACAAAGAAUUUGAAAAGGCUUCAAAAAUUUUGAAAAAACAUAUGUCCAAGGACCCCACAACUCAGAAGCUGAGAAAUGAUCUCCUGAAUAUUAUUCGAGAAAAGAACUUGGCCCAUCCUGUUAUCCAGAACUUUUCCUAUGAGACCUUCCAGCAGAAGAUGCUGCGCUUCCUGGAGAGCCACCUGGAUGACGCCGAGCCCUACCUCCUCACGAUGGCCAAAAAGGCUUUGAGAUCUGAGUCUGCUGCCUCAAGCACAGGGAAGGAAGAUAAACAGCCAGCACCAGGGCCUGUGGAAAAGCCACCCAGAGAACCUGCAAGGCAGCUACGGAAUCCUCCAACCACCAUUGGAAUGAUGACUCUGAAAGCAGCUUUCAAGACUCUGUCUGGUGCACAGGAUUCUGAGGCAGCCUUUGCAAAACUGGACCAGAAGGAUCUGGUUCUUCCUACUCAAGCUCUCCCAGCAUCACCAGCCCUCAAAAACAAGAGACCCAGAAAAGAUGAAAACGAAAGUUCAGCCCCGGCUGACGGUGAGGGUGGCUCGGAACUGCAGCCCAAGAACAAGCGCAUGACAAUAAGCAGAUUGGUCUUGGAGGAGGACAGCCAGAGUACUGAGCCCAGCUCAGGCCUCAACUCCUCCCAGGAGGCCGCUCCAGCGCCACCAUCCAAGCCCACCGUUCUCAACCAACCCCUCCCUGGAGAGAAGAAUCCCAAAGUACCCAAAGGCAAGUGGAACAGCUCUAAUGGGGUUGAAGAAAAGGAGACUUGGGUGGAAGAGGAUGAACUGUUUCAAGUUCAGGCAGCACCAGAUGAAGACAAUACAACCAAUAUAACAAAAAAGCAGAAGUGGACUGUAGAAGAAAGCGAGUGGGUCAAGGCUGGAGUGCAGAAAUAUGGGGAAGGAAACUGGGCUGCCAUUUCUAAAAAUUACCCAUUUGUUAACCGAACAGCUGUGAUGAUUAAGGAUCGCUGGCGGACCAUGAAAAGACUUGGCAUGAACUGAAACGGGCUUUCAUUUCCACAGAAUUCACAGGAGCAUGGUUCCUAAUAAUAGCCCCUGAUAGUCUGCUGUUUCUUUUUUUUUUUUUUUUUUUUUUUUGAGACAGAGUCUCGCUCUGUCACGCAGGCUAGAGUGCAGUGGCGUGAUCUCGGCUCACUGCGACCUCCGCCUUCCGGGCUCACGCCAUUCUCCUGCCUCAGCCUCCCGAGUAGCUGGGACUACAGGCGCCCGCCACCAUGCCCAGCUAAUUUUUUGUAUUUUUAGUAGAGGCGGAGUUUCACCAUGUUAGUCAGGAUGGUCUCGAUCUCCUGACCUCGUGAUCCACCCACCUCGGCCUCCCAAAGUGCUGGGAUUACAGGCAUGAGCCACCGCGCCCGGCAUCUGCUGUUUCUUUCAGAAGCUGGGCUGGGAUGAGAAUUUUGGGCAACCUCCUUCGACGUGGGGGAGGUCCCAGUUCCACUUCAUCACUGUUGGAGAUCAUGGAGCUAAGAAGCAGAGCCAAGUCCACCCAUGUCCUUGGCAGAGAUGAUAGGCACACAGCUUGUGCAGUGCCAGAAUAUCAUUAGCGUUUCCCUUCUUUAGUGGUUUGCUUAAAUUUAAAUCCCUGGUAAUCUGUAGCACCUUCUCCUAGGAAAUGGUGAAGUCUAUUAGGAGCCACUUGUGACUCCAUGACCUGUUAAAACCAGCAAUGUGAGUAUUAUUUGGAGUAAAUUUGUUCCACGUCAAGUUCUGGCCUUCUGAUGCAAAUGCAAAGGAACUUAGUCUGUUAUGAACCCAGGUUGAUGACAGACCAGUCCUUGUGGAAUGAGAUUCCCUUUAAAAACUCUUUAGCCAGUCGUAACAUCAACCCUAGACCUGUCUGCCUUGGCAUUUGCUCUCAACAUCUGCUGGGCUAUGUAGGCAGGUUAAUCCUCCACUUCUCAUGUGGUUGAACCAGUGUGUUUUUUGGUAAAAUGGUGAUUGUAGAUAAGCUUAGUUCCCCGAUCCCCUGCCCCCUGUCCCCUGCCUCUUUUCCCAAUUCCCUUCCUUAUGCUGGACUUUUAAAGCUUAAAAAAAAAUCCUGAUUGAAUAUAAAUGCCUAAUUUCAUUCUUUGUGAAAUGGUUGCUUCCUCCUGAUUCCCUAAUUGUGCUGUGUUCGUGUCUUGCACUGGAAUUCAACAUUCCCUUCUCCUUUUGUACUGUGUUGUGCUUGCUGUCUCUCCCGGACACCCUUAAAGACUGUCUUUUUAGCAAAAAAUUUCAGUAAAGUGUUUUCUGUAAUCUUUUUUUAAAAGGUGAGAACUAAUUAUUGUCCAUACUUGUAGCAUUCUUCAUUAAAGUCUUGCUUCUCUCAACUGUAA